This is a messenger RNA of Sesamum indicum (sesame), 3302 nucleotides long. RefSeq names its product Transducin/WD40 repeat-like superfamily protein. The record is from RefSeq and is a predicted model, not a curated record. Lineage: Eukaryota; Viridiplantae; Streptophyta; Magnoliopsida; Lamiales; Pedaliaceae. Gene Ontology annotation, molecular function: protein binding.
CACUGCUCCCUCUCUUCCCCCUGUUUCUCUCUCUAGUAAAACAUCAUUCCACCAAAAAAUCCAGAAUUCUUGAAUUUCUUUGCCGGCAAAGGCUUUGAAAAAAUUUGCUUUCUUUUGUCUGAAAAAGAUUGUUUCUUCAGUUCCUUGAUUCUUGCUGUGAAUUACACAACCACAUUCACGACAAUGAAUCGAAGGACACUAACCAUGGAUUUCGACAGCCUAGGAGUGGCUGUCGACGACGACGAUAGUUUCUUCGACUCAAACGAGAGAUUAUCCACAGUCGUCCCCCUGGAUUUGGCCUCCGCAUCAGACGACGACGACGAGUUCUUUGAAGCUAGUCGCAUGUCGUUUGUUUCAGCUGCCUCCAUAAAGCGCAUCUAUUCCAUCGCACCCAUUACAAACAACUCUACCGUAUUGCCAAGCUACGAUAUGUGGAUGGCCGAGCCAGGCGAUCUCAAGGAGCGCCGCAAGCGAUUGUUGCAGGGCAUGGGGUUGAAUAGCAACAAAAACUUUAUGACGCUCGCCAGCUCUAAGGUCGUCCGGGCCAUUUCAAUAAAGCCCCAGCCCCCGCCCCAUCGCCCGCCCCAUCCCCCAUCCCAAUCCAAGACCCAACCCCAACCCCAAUCCCAACCCCAACCCCAGUCUGCGCCUGCUCAAGACUCGGCAGCCAAGCUUGAUCCUUCUCUCACAACCCCAGACAAGGCUUCGCCUGCCAGAGCGAUUGUGCUCGUGAGGUCGAGGUCAGACAGCGACAUUGAAGCUUUUUCGUCGAAACUGAAACAACGUAAAGAAGAACUAAUCGGUCCGAUAUCAAAAAACAAAAUCACUAGAACGUUGUCAGGCCAACUCAUGCCAACGACAUGUAUUGCUGCGCCUCAGUACUAUACAAGUGCUUUUGGACCAUCCUCAACUGGAGAGAAAUAUAAAGCAACAGUGCAAAAUACGGAUGUAUCGUUGUCCGAUGCAGCGUUUGGUUCGUUCUUCUUGAUAAAGAAUUUGGACACUGGAAAGGAUUUUAUUGUAAAAGAGGCCAACGAACAUGGAAUGUGGAAUAAGCUCAAUGAUCUUCAGACAGGGGAGCAGCUUACACUGGAGGAAUUCGAGAAGUCCGUCGGUUAUUCACCUUUCGUAAAGGAGCUGAUGCGCCGACGGGCGUCCACAAAAAUUCGCACCGAAAGCGGGAGACUCAACCCGAACGCGUUACUUACAAAGAGUUUCAGAAACAGCAAAAAAAAGGGGGCUGCGAUUUUGAAGAAUAUCAAGGGAGUAGCGAGUGGAUUAUUGGCUGAUAAAGAACUAGAGAAUUCUUCACAGGUUGAAGAGAAAGCUCCCAAGAACACUUCUCAAUGGAUCGAAGCUCACCAGCAAGGGAAGUCCUACAAAGAAUUUACGGCACUGCACUUGGCUCAGGAAAUUCAAGCUCAUGAGGGCUCAAUAUGGACCAUCAGGUUCAGUUCCGAUGGACGUUUUCUAGCAAGUGCAGGGGAAGACAGGACGAUUCAUGUAUGGGAAAUGCAGGAAUGUGAUCUUAUAAAGCAAGGCGACGAUCCAAGUUCAGCCAGUGGUGCCACACCACCUCAUCCCAUGGCUGGGAAUAUUUCAUCUGAUCGCCCUCCACUUGCUGAGAUAACACCUAUGCCGUCUGAAAUGAAGAGAAAGGGUAAAACAAACGGGGGCAAACCUGAAUAUGUGAGUGUGCCGGAGACAGUACAAGCACUUUCAGAAAAACCAGUAUGCACGUUUACAGGUCAUACAGAUGAAGUCCUGGAUUUGUCCUGGUCCACAUCUCAGCUAUUGCUUUCAUCUUCAAUGGACAAGACAGUAAGGAUGUGGGACAUGGAAACGAAAAGCUGUCUGAAAACGUUUGCACACAAUGACUACGUGACUUGCAUACAGUUCAAUCCAGUAGAUGAGGACUACUUUAUCAGUGGUUCGCUUGAUGCAAAGGUCCGGAUCUGGAACAUACCCAAGCGUAAAGUUGUCGACUGGACGGAUGUUCCUGAAAUGGUUACUGCUGCUAGCUACACUCCUGAUGGCCAGGGUGCUAUAAUUGGUUCUCUUCAAGGGACCUGUCGAUUAUAUAGCAUUGAAGGUAGCAGAUUGGACCAUAAAAUGGACAUCCAGACGAAGAAAAAGUCCCAAGGCAAAAAGUUCCCUACAUUUCAGUCUCCAGGCAAAAAGGAUCCUGGUUUGCAAUCUCAAUCGGGGAAAAUAACAGGUUUUCAGUUUGCCCCCUGGAAUCCGUCAGAAGUUCUAAUUACUGCAACCGAUAACCGACUCGGAAUCUACAAUGGUCCAGACCUCAUCCAAAAAUUCAGAGGCUUUCGCAAUACCGGCAGCCAGAUUGCUGCUACAUUCAGUCCAGACGGAAAACAUGUAAUAAGCGCCAGCGAAGACUCUCAGGUCUAUAUCUGGAAGGUUGAAGAGUUCAAGAAUCCGACAGCUGGGAAGAGAAAAAGUACAGUUACAGUCCAUGCUCAUGAGCACUUCCCCUGUAAAGACGUAUCUGUUGCGAUGGCAUGGCCUGGAAGCAUAAAGUUCGAGGCCCCACUAGUAGAAAUACAGUCCAAACGCACCACGAAACGUUCUAGUGCUUCACAAACGUCAAUUUCCGCUUCACCGGCCCGAGAAGACAAUUCUACUGGUGGAAGCAGCAGGCAAAAUUUGCCCCCUCUUCCCAAGAAAAAGAAUGUGCUGGAAAGAAACACGAGUUCUGGAGAGGAUGAACUCGGGGACUCAGGUCCGACUGAUCCUGGAAUAGGUCCCAGCGACUCGUUUAGCGCGUCUUCUGAUGCCAUCUGUUAUGGCGAUUCGCCCUCCAUUUCUUCUGCUUCCUCUAAGGCCUUGGGAGAAGGUGGAAGUAGCAGUAAUGGUGGCCAAACUGUGCAGGCAACAGCAUGGGGAAUGGUAAUAGUAACAGCAAGCUUGGAGGGUGAGAUCAGAGUGUAUCAGAAUUUUGGUUUGCCACUCAAAGUCAGUCGUCAGGGCCUGUUCUAAGUCUUAUUUCAGGACGCCCCCGCCAGACAAAUACAAACUAUAAAAUUUAGGACAGACGGAGUAUAUAUUAAUUUAGGUAUUCAUACAACCUUUUCAUUGUUUUUCCUUUUUCAUGUUUCUUAAUAGAAGCAAAAUUUUUGAACAAUGUCUAUGUAGUUGGUGGAAAUCUCUGGACAGGAGUCUGAAAAUUUUGCACUAUACAUAUUUCUUUUAUUUUGUGUAAUGUAAGUUAUGAAAGAAUAAAUCAUAAUAGAUGUAGCAUAUGUAAACCUUUAUCAUGGCUGUAUAAAUGUAUUAGAAGAAUA